CGUGUCGGGUCACGGCAAUCCAAAGGGCGCACCUUUCGCCUCCGGCGCUAGGGUUUCGUCACCCCCCUCCCCCCCCCCCCCAAUUCGGUCUGCGAGAGCACGAGGUGAUUUUUCGUCGAAGCUGUGACGUGGGAGAUGCCGCCAAAGUCUAGGAGAGGCGGCGCCGCCGCGGCGAGGAAGGCACCGGCAACGAGGGGCCGGGUGGGGAGGGCGCAGGCUGCUGCGGAGGAGGCGCCGCUCGUGGAGGAUGCGAAGGAGGCGCCCGCCGAGGAGGUGAAGGUCGCCGAGGAAGCCCCGAAGAUGGUCGAGGAGCCGAAGCGCCAGCCCUCGCCGCCGCCGCCGUCGCAACAGCCGGCGGUGGAGGAGAAAGGCUCCGAUGCCACAGCUAACGGUGCCAACCACGCGGAAGAUGAGGGAGCUGUGAAAGAAACAUAUGAAGAAGAGGACAAAGGUGAACGACUAGAGUUUGAGGACGAACCAGAAUACGAAGAGGAGGCUGCUGUGGACUACGAUGAGAAAGAUUUGGAGCACUACGAAGAGCAAUAUGAGGAUGGUGAUGAAGAGGUGGAGUAUACUGAAGACGUGGUUGAAGUGGAGACUGAUAUGGUUGACGAGGAAGAUGAAGGUGGCGAUGAUGGCGAGGGGGAAGGAUAUGAAAAUGCUGAUGAAGAACAUCAUGUGGAUGUGGAUGACGAAGAGCAUAGUGAAAUGGUCAAAGAGCACCGCAAGCGGAAGGAGUUUGAAGUUUUUGUUGGUGGGCUAGAUAAAGAUGCAACAGAAAGUGACCUUAGGAAGGUUUUUGGUGAAGUUGGUGAUAUAACUGAAGUUCGUCUGAUGAUGAAUCCUGUCACAAAGAAGAACAAAGGCUUUGCCUUCCUGCGAUAUGCAACUGUGGAGCAAGCAAGGCGUGCUGUUUCAGAGCUAAAGAAUCCACUGGUGCGGGGUAAACAGUGUGGUGUUGCUCCAAGUCAUGAUAAUGAUACACUCUUCGUUGGCAAUAUCUGCAAAACAUGGACAAAAGAACAUUUGAAGGACAAACUGAAGAGUUAUGGAGUAGAGAAUUUUGAUGAUUUACUACUGGUUGAGGAUAGCAAUAAUCCAGGAAUGAAUCGUGGCUAUGCUUUGCUUGAGUUUUCUACUCGACCUGAAGCAAUGGAUGCUUUCAGGAUAUUGCAGAAAAGGGAUGUAGUUUUUGGAGUUGAUCGUAGUGCAAAGGUUUCCUUCGCUGAUUCCUACCCCCAAGUUGAUGAUGAAAUAAUGGCACAGGUCAGAACUGUAUUUAUCGAUGGCCUUUCUCCCUCAUGGGAUGAAGACCGAGUUAAGAAAUAUCUCAAAAAGUAUGGAGCUAUUGAGAAAGUGGAACUUGCUCGAAAUAUGCCGGCUGCCAAGAGAAAGGAUUUUGGGUUUGUUACCUUUGAUACUCAUGAUAAUGCUGUUGCAUGUGCCGAAGGGAUAAGCAAUUCUGAGAUUGGUGAAGGCGAUCACAAGGCAAAAGUAAGAGCUAGAUUGUCGCGACCCCUACAGAGACCUCCUAGAAUGAAGCAUGGGUUAAGAGGAAAUUUUAGAGUUGGGCAUGGUGCUUCCCGAGGUGGCCGUUUACCGUAUGCUCGCCCUCCUCCACCUCGCAGGCCUCCACCACGUCUUGUUCGGCCUGCUGUCAGCCGCUUACCGCCCAUCAGGAGCCAUCCAUUGAAGAGGCCUGUUGAUAUUAGAGAUAAGCGACCUGUUAUGUCAAUGCCAGAUAGAGCUAGGCGUUUGCCCCCUCCAGAGAGAUCUUAUGACAGGAGGCCUCCAGCUCCAGUUUACCCAAAGAGAAGUCCAAGGAGAGAAUACGUGAGGCGUGACGAGCUUCCUCCUCCAAGGAGCAGAGCUGCACUUGACUACAGCCCAAGAGUUCCAGUUGAUAGACGUCCCUCUUUCAGGGAUGAUUAUUCAUCCCGGGGAUCAGGUUAUUCAGACCUAGGUCCACGUAGCGCUCCUCGUCUUUCUGAUAGGCGAGCAUAUCCUGAUGAUAGUUAUGGUGGGAAGUUUGACCGGCCUUUACCGGCCUAUAGGGAGAGUCGGGGCCGUGAUUAUGACACCAUUUCUGGAUCAAAGCGUCCAUAUGCCGAUAUGGAUGAUGUGCCUCGGUAUCAAGACAUCAGUGUUCGUCAGUCCAAGGCACGGUUGGACUAUGACGUUGGUGGUAGCAGUGCUCGAUAUGGAGAUACAUAUAGUGAGAGGCCUGGACGAUCACAUGUGGGAUAUAGUGGCAGUCGAUCUAUCUCUGGUCAUGAUUCAGCAUAUGGUAGCAGCCGUCAUGGUGUGAGUUAUGGAGGUUCUGCUAGCGGUGGUGAUGCUAGUGGAAUGUACUCAUCAGGUUACAGUGGUAGCUAUGCGUCUCGUGGAUCUGAUGUCGGUGGGAGUUCAUAUUCAUCACUUUACUCGGGCCGUAGUUUAGGUAGCAGCAGUGGUGGCUACUAUGGGGGCAGCGGUUCCAGUUCAUAUUACUAAGAUUUGGCAUCGUAGGAGUUGGUGUAGGCCUGCAUUUUAUGGAGCUUCUGAAUUUGAGGCCUACAGAUCUGGAAAAGAAGUGCCAAGUACUCAAGUCUGGGCAAUGUUUUCAAAUAAGACAUGUUCAAAGAAGCCAGAUACAUCAAGUUGGUUGAAGCAUUAGUCUGGAGGAUGUUCUGGCUUGUUUAUGUAAUGUAAGGAUUUGCUUUAUUUGGUCAAGAGUUAUGAACAUAAGGGCCAGCUAUGGUGUUUUAUAAGUGUUUCGACAUGUUUACUUCCAGUGUUUCUAUAACCUUAUUGAGACAGUUAUGGAGUGUACUUUGAGGUAGUUUCUGCAAUUCAAGGUUUUUGGAGAUUCCAUCU
This is a messenger RNA of Panicum hallii, 2856 nucleotides long. Its product is annotated as nucleolin. The transcript is spliced from 13 exons. The record is from RefSeq and is a predicted model, not a curated record. Gene Ontology annotation, cellular component: nucleus. Bases 136 to 2493 code for a protein of 785 amino acids. Gene Ontology annotation, molecular function: mRNA binding. Lineage: Eukaryota; Viridiplantae; Streptophyta; Magnoliopsida; Poales; Poaceae.